AUAAUAUUUACGAAACUACCUGUGACAUUGCUGCUGACAUUGGACAACAAGUUGCAGACAACAAAUUUCAAAAUGUUUCGUCCAACACGACUUGCACGUGUCUUGCUUAGACUCCAAAGAAAACACAGCAACAAUCUAAGAACACUUGCUACCAAAAAUAAUCAGUUUUAUUUAAAAUCAAGCAAUGCAACAAAAGAUGUGCAGCAACUCUUACAGGUUCACAGAUUGGUCCAGAGUUACAGAUGUUAUAGUUCAGCCGAUUUACCAGCACACACCAAGGUUUCGCUACCAGCCUUAUCUCCGACUAUGGAAAUGGGGACAAUAAAUUCCUGGCAGAAAAAGGAAGGAGACAAGGUCGCUGAGGGGGAUUUAUUAGCAGAAAUAGAAACAGAUAAAGCCACAAUGGGGUUCGAGUCAUCUGAAGAGGGUUACCUGGCCAAGAUAUUUCAUCCAGCAGGGUCUAAAGAUGUACCCAUUGGGAAGUUACUCUGUAUAAUAGUAGAAAAUGAAGAAGAUGUUGCAGCAUUCAAAGAUUACCUGCCGACAGCAGCCGAUGAUCAACUUCCUGACAGUGAUGCAUCAGAGCCUGUUGCACCGCCACCUCCACCCCCUCCUAAACCAUCCCCCGCAGCAGUGGCUCCACCACCAACUCCUGCUCCAUCAAAGGCAGCCCCUCCUCCAGCAGCAUCUGUGUCAGUGCCUCCAUCUGGUGGCAAAGUGAUUGCCUCACCAUAUGCAAAGAAAUUGGCAGCUGAUAAGGGCAUUGAUCUUAGUCAAAUAACGGGCACUGGUCCUGGAGGAGAAAUCAGGGCAGACGAUGUACUUAACUUCUCACCGUCAGCCGUCCCUACAUCAGUACCAAUAUCAGCACCAGAGGGAGCUUUCGUAGACAUACCUCUGACCAACAUGAGAAAGGUGAUAGCAAAGAGAUUAGUGCAGUCAAAACAGACUAUUCCACAUUAUUAUUUAACUGUGGAUGUUAAUGUAGAUAAAGUUUUAAGAUUACGUAAAGAACUGAAUGAGAUUUUAUCAAAAGACAACAUAAAAUUAUCUGUGAAUGACUUCAUCAUAAAAGCAUCAGCAUUAUCAUGUAAAAAGAUUCCGGAGGCCAACUCAUCGUGGAUGGAUGACUCAAUACGACAAUAUAAUAUAGUUGAUGUUAAUGUAGCAGUAGCAACACCUGCAGGUUUAAUAACUCCUAUAGUAUCAAGGGCAGAUAUCAAGGGACUAUCACAAAUUAGUCAGGAUGUUUUAGCUUUAGCAACAAAAGCAAAAGAAGGAAAAUUACAGCCUCAUGAAUAUCAGGGAGGAACCUUCACAAUUUCCAACUUAGGAAUGUUUGGUAUUAAAUCAUUUUCUGCAGUCAUCAACCCCCCUCAGGCCUGUAUUUUAGCAAUAGGGGGUGCAGAGAAAAGACUAGUGGUAGAUGAAGACAGUGAUAAAGGGUAUAGUUCAGCCAAUAUGAUGUCAGUGACAUUAAGUUGUGACCAUCGAGUAGUGGACGGGGCAGUCGGAGCACAAUGGCUAGCAGAGUUUAGGAAAUUUAUGGAACGUCCAGAGACCAUGUUAUUAUAGCUGUGUUAAUCAUAGGGAUUUUAAAUUUUAGUGUUGACAGUGCUGUUAAGAAUAUCAUGAUAUAAAAGUGCUGCUUGUGAAAAUUGAAACGAAAUGGACAUUCGACUUGAAUUGAUUUUCAUCAUUUUAUAGUGACCGUUCAUGUAUUAAAAACUCUGAUCAGCUGACAAUAUGAUAGAUUGGUCUGGAUAUUAAAGAACAUUUGUAAUUAAGAAAUCUAAAAUAUUUAUUCUGGACAGAUGGACACAUUUUUAGCAGUUACAGUAUUGUUAUAUUUGAAGUAAUUAUUUUAUAAGUUAUAAUAAAGUGCUAUACUAUGAAUGAUCAAAAGUAGAUUUUUAUUUAGAAUUCUACUAACAUGAUAAUGAAAGAAAGAAUUUUUAUGUGAACGUACUGAAGAAUAGGAUAAAAACAAAUCUGCCAGAUAAAUGUUUGACUAUUAGGCAAAACAAAUACAUCCUGUGUUAUAGCUAACAUGCUGAAAAAUAUUAGGUAUGGUAGGCAUGCAAAUGAAAAUAUGCAUCACAUCAGCCAGUUAAAAUAUAAAUUCUGAAUCAGAAUAAAAAUAAUUAAAAGUACUUAACUUUGCAAGUAUAUGAAAGUAGAAUGCGGUUUAAUGUAAAGUUAAUGAAUCUCAUUUUGUCUGCUUGAAAGUAUUCAUAUAUUUCUUGAACAUGUCUUUUUGAACAGCAAAAUUAAGUUGAUGACCUGUUUUGUUCUGAGGGCAUUCUCAAAAUACAAUAGAACUUUUUUUGUUUUUGAUACUACAUGAAUGCAUUGUCUCCCCUUUUAUGUUUUUCCUAUGUAUAAACUCUGUCCGAUUUUUGGGAAGACUCACUUAAAAAUGUAUAAUAACUUUUUUGUAAAUGGGAUUUUUAAUGUUUCUUUUGUUUUGCCCUUGAAUCCAUUUUUAUUUCUGUUUUCAUCUGUGAUGUUUAGAAGUUUCUUUGCCUGUGUGAACUGUAAUACAUUCAAAGUAAUUCUGAGAUUCACCGAUGCUCAUUAUCAAUUACAUGAUAUUUUGUUGUAAAAUAUCAGGUUAUUUAAAAAAAAUAUAAAAGAUCAUGUGUUUUUGACAGUAGUUAUGAAAGUAAAUACAGAAAUUUAGAAAGUUUUUUUUCUUCAUUUGAAUGGAAAGCAAAUUAAGAAAGAUUUCUUUUUCAUUUGAAGGGAUGGCAUAAUACUAAGAAGAAGAGAAAAUUUAGACUUAUUGCCUGAAAAUUGGUGAAUAUUGAUUCUGGAAUGAAUAAGAAUGAUAUUCUACUAAGGUCAAUUGUCACCAAUAUUCUGCAGUGACUCUUUAUUAUAUCACACAGUGACACCAGUGGCGGAUCCAGAAAGGGGGGAGGGGGUGCAGGGGUUGAUUGUUAGAUCCACCACUUGAUACUACUAUAUAUUACUAAAUAUCUGUUUUUAAUUCAUCAGAACUUUUGUAUAAUCAGUGUGAGAAUCUGAACAAAUUAUACUUUGUUCGUUCAGUUUCCGUGGUAAUUAUCUAUAUAUCAUGUUUGUGUCAAAUACUUGUCAGUAAAACAAAAGUAUAAACGUGAUCAGUUUUGAUGGUGUUGUUAGUAGACAUUUUAUCAGUUAAUGAUUGGUUCAUUAAAAUGUGAUAUAAAUAAUAA
Messenger RNA from Mytilus trossulus (common blue mussel), 3200 nucleotides. RefSeq names its product dihydrolipoyllysine-residue acetyltransferase component of pyruvate dehydrogenase complex-like. The record is from RefSeq and is a predicted model, not a curated record. Bases 73 to 1575 code for a protein of 500 amino acids. Gene Ontology annotation, biological process: pyruvate decarboxylation to acetyl-CoA. Gene Ontology annotation, molecular function: dihydrolipoyllysine-residue acetyltransferase activity. The transcript is spliced from 12 exons. Lineage: Eukaryota; Metazoa; Mollusca; Bivalvia; Mytilida; Mytilidae.